AUGGAGAGAGAUGGCCUUCGAGCGGAGACAGCUGCCUACCUGAAGGACGCCAUGGCCGUGCUCCUAGAAGUGCGCCCGGCGAAUCCUUUGCUGUUCCUCUAUGCCUACUGUAAGAGGGCCGCGGAUCCGGAGAGCUUGGAGGGACUCGCGUGGUAUCUCUUGAGUGCCUGUCCACGGUCACGGCCAUGUUGGCACGACAACGUCUACUCAGCAUUCGGGGCGUUGCGGCGUCUCCGGCCUCUGCGUGGCGGAGUAGACCCCGAGAUUUUCCGGCACUUCUUCGACCUCUUGGCAGCCCCGCUUCCACGAGCGAUAGCCCAGGAGAUGGACCUUGACGUACAAACAGCAGGAGCAGGUGGCAGCAUCGCUUUCGACGACUUCCGUCGCAUCGUCGACGCGUGUCUGAAAGCCAAUGAGGAGCUUCAAGGUGCACAGUUUCUGUUCAAUAGCUGCGACGCCACAGGAAACGGGGAGCUCCCUUUCAAAGACUUCCUCAGCUCCCUGAUGGGCAUCUCGUCCAUUCUCGAGGGCACUGAGAUGCGACAGAGCUCGAAGAAGGGUGGCGGCACAGUGCGAACGGCAGAGACUUCUGUCGUGACACCGGCGCAGCUGGCGGCACGAGGCAGCUUGACCGAACUGCUUUCUGGCUUAGGACCAUUGCCGCCGCUGGACACCCUCCGCGAAGAGAUGCGAAACGUCUCGCCCAAGGACCGUGUCUCUGGGCCACAAGUGUUUGCUGCCCAGUGGAAGCUCCAGCAUAGUGCCGCCAAAGAAGUGGAAAAAGGGCCCACUCUGGUUCGCCGCAUCGCCAAGUGCUCCUAUAUGCCACAACCCGCUUGGCACGUGACGCCGCCGAAUGAGACGGUCAUUCAGCACAGGAAGCUGCAUGCAGAGUGCUCCGACAGGUCCUGCGAAACAUGGGUGCUUCCGUCGCAAGCUUUGCAGCCGCCAUCUCAGGAUACGGCCGUCACUUCCCCGCGCCCGAGCGCGAGGAAGCAAGUUCAGACACCUCCUGUGGCGAGCCCGUUGAGAAGCGCUGGCCUCUCUGCUCGUGAUUCUCGCGAAGACGACCUCGAAGCCUUCGACGAGCUCUGCCAGGACGCCGCGGCCAGGGAGCUGGCGCACCUUAUCGUCGGGCCGCCAGAAACCCAGCCCCUCGAAGGCGUGGACGAGCCGUGCCAGCGAGCAAGGACGGUUGCACACCUACUGCUCUCCGGCUCCAGCGAGAAGUCUCGGAACUGGCAGCCGCCCCACCUUUGCCGGCUCUUCAUGCUGCGACGCGCCCGGCGUCGCGUGAGAGCGGUGCGGCAGGUCAAGACGGUGCUUGCUCUACGGGCGGAGCUGCUGAUGCAAACUGUUUACUCGGCAUGGCGUGGCCGUGCGCAGCUAUCCCGCCACGUUCAGCACAGCCAGUUCUCCGCCAUCGGCAGUCAUGUGAUGAUCCGUGGCAAAGCAGACGGUUUACCGAGGGCAGCUCGCCAUGUCUUCUCCCUCUGGAGCUGGGUCGCACUACGUGCUGCGCGCGUAAGGCAACAUGCCGAUUCGGCGGCUCAGCUUUCGGCCGUCAUGGUCUCCCGGGAGGAGCUUCGCCACGCGAGGCGUGCAUCCAUCAGAGGCCUCGUCAGCCGCGGCGAGGCUGCUUUCCGGCUGGUACUCCUCUUCUCUUCGCUUCAUGCAUGGUCGGAGCACUGCCGUCCGAGUCGGCGCAGGGAGCUCUCCGGGGCCUUUGAAGCAGGCAAAGAGAUUGCUUCGACAAGAGGCGUUUCACAGGCUGCCCAAGAAACAGCAACUUUUGGAUUGGCGCGGCCGGCUCUGCUGGGGCGGAUCUUCCCUGCUUGGGCCUAUGCCAGCGCCCAGAGCGCGCGUCGGACGGCGGAGAGUCGAAUGGCUCAGGAUACGGCCGCGUACAUGCAACUGCAGCUGUGCCACGACCUGCAGCUACAACGGCUGUCCCAAUGGUUUCGGCAUCGACGCCUGGGGUCCACGAUGUUCCGUCACUGGCAUCAGGCGGUCAGUAAUCCAGCUGGCAGAUAUGUCUCUGCAAGUGCGAGGCGGAGUGCUGCGAGGCACUCUACUUCCAGGAUCACGGGUCCCUGCUUUGCAGCGUGGCGUCUGCAGAUGGAGGGGCUCCUCGUGAAGUGGCAGAUGGCCGCUGCAUGGCACCAGCGCACCACCCGCGUCCGGCAUCCGGAUAUGCUCAGGAGCAUACUCGUGGCAUGGAGCCAGCUGCCGAAGGAGCCUCUCCGCGAACCCGAGGCGGAUGAGGCCGCUCGAGCAGCUUCCCGCAGAGGGGCAGCAAUGCUUUCCCUCGGUCGGAGACUUUUGGAAACAGCCUUGCGAGAGGCGCGAGAGAGGCCUCUAUCCGACAGUGACUCGGUAUUUCAGAGCAUGUCGGAGGCCUGCGACGCGAGCUUUUUGGAGGACCCAGGUAUCGAGAGAUUCAAUCCGUUCGGAGUGGACGCCUGCGGAAGGACCUUGAGCCUGUCCUCGGACAGCUCUCACGAGGGAAAGCUGCGAUGA
Molecule: messenger RNA, 2520 nt
Organism: Symbiodinium sp. CCMP2592
Lineage: Eukaryota; Dinophyceae; Suessiales; Symbiodiniaceae
Source: the annotation of a GenBank genome assembly